Molecule: messenger RNA, 2221 nt
Organism: Sinocyclocheilus grahami
Lineage: Eukaryota; Metazoa; Chordata; Actinopteri; Cypriniformes; Cyprinidae
Gene: esr2a
Product: estrogen receptor 2a
Exons: 11
Coding region: 421-2130 (569 amino acids)
Biological process (GO): estrogen receptor signaling pathway; regulation of DNA-templated transcription; cellular response to estradiol stimulus
Cellular component (GO): nucleus
Molecular function (GO): zinc ion binding; steroid binding; nuclear estrogen receptor activity
Source: RefSeq, a predicted model, not a curated record
CAAAUAAGUACGAGCGUUCAGUGACAGACGGAGCAGAGCACACUUUAACAUGUAUCCUCCUGACAGCUCAUCAAAACACUGGCCAUUUCCCUAGUACACAGGCUUUAACAGCGAUCAAAUCAAGCAAUAACAUUCUCUUUUGGGAUAUUUUUCGACUUAGAGAUCGAGCCUUACAGUGGACCAUCUGUUGAUCAACUAAACAUCGAUUGCAACAGGUGCUUGUGCUCUGUGCCAGGGUAUGUUUUGGCCAGUUGCCUGUCUGCACUGAAACGAGGGUUCAGAAGUCCUCUGCGGACUCACCAGUGGCUAACUGCCUCUCCCGCAAGUACAGUCUACAACACUGUAUAGGCUGCAACAGGUUUCAGUAUCGAUGUGUGAGGAGUUCAACAUGACUUACAGCAACAGUUCCCUGUUGAUGAUAUGACAGCACUGAACUCUUCGGCACUGUUCGCCUUCACCAUGUCCGAGUAUCCCGAGGGAGACAGCCCUCUACUUCAGCUGCAGGAAGUGGACUCCAGCAGGGUGGGAGGCCACGUCCUCUCUCCUAUCUUUAACUCCUCCUCUCCAUCCCUGCCGGUGGAGAGCCACCCCAUCUGCAUCCCAUCACCCUACACAGACCUCGGCCAUGACUUCACCACUCUGCCAUUCUACAGUCCCGCUCCGCUGGGUUACGGCACAUCUCCUCUGUCCGACUGCUCAUCAGUACGGCAGUCGCUAAGCCCCACCUUCUUUUGGCCACCUCAUAGCCACGUUUCCUCACUUGCAUUGCAUCAGCAACAGACUCAACUACAACAAAACCAUCCAACUGGUGGGACAUGGGCGGAACUUACACCACAUGAUCACGGCGAAGAGGAAAACUGCAAACCGCUGGCAAAGAGGGUAGCAGAUGCAGAGGAGACUUCUACCUCUUUGAGAGGUAAAGCUGACAUGCACUACUGUGCCGUCUGUAGCGAUUACGCUUCUGGGUAUCAUUAUGGCGUGUGGUCGUGUGAAGGAUGCAAAGCCUUCUUCAAGAGGAGUAUACAAGGACACAAUGACUACAUCUGCCCUGCCACCAACCAGUGCACCAUCGACAAGAACCGCCGCAAAAGCUGCCAGGCCUGCCGUCUCCGAAAAUGUUAUGAAGUUGGAAUGAUGAAAUGUGGGUUACGGAGAGAUCGUGGCAACUACCAACAAAGAGGAGCACAGCAGAAGCGACUGGCACGAUUCUCUUGCAGGAUGAGAACAAGUGGCCCGAGAUCUCAAGAAAUCAAAAGUGUCCAACGUCCCCUCAGUGGAAAUAAGGUGGUUACCAUGGCGUUGAGCCCUGAGGAGCUAAUCGCUCGAAUCAUGGAUGCAGAGCCACCCGAGAUUCAUCUAAUGAAAGAUGUGAAGAAGCCGUUCACUGAGGCCAACGUCAUGAUGUCACUGACCAACCUGGCUGACAAAGAGCUUGUUCACAUGAUCAGCUGGGCCAAGAAGAUCCCAGGUUUUGUGGAGAUCGGUCUUUUUGACCAGGUCCAUUUGCUGGAGUGCUGCUGGUUAGAGGUGCUGAUGCUGGGACUGAUGUGGCGGUCGGUUAAUCAUCCUGGAAAGCUCAUUUUCUCCCCAGACCUCAGUCUCAGCAGGGAUGAAGGCAGCUGUGUGCAGGGGUUUGUGGAGAUCUUUGAUAUGCUGCUGGCAGCCACGUCCAGGUUCAGAGAACUGAAGUUACAGAGAGAGGAGUAUGCUUGUCUCAAAGCCAUGAUCCUUCUCAACUCCAACAUGUGCCUGAGUUCGGCGGAGGGAGGAGAGGAGCUGCAGAGCCGGUCGAAGCUGCUGUGUCUGCUGGACUCGGUGACGGAUGCUCUGGUUUGGGCCAUCUCGAAGACAGGCCUGAGCUUCCAGCAGCGCUCCACCAGACUAGCCCAUCUGCUCAUGCUGCUCUCGCACAUAAGGCACGUCAGCAACAAAGGCAUGGACCACCUCCACUGCAUGAAGAUGAAGAAGAUGGUUCCUCUGUAUGACCUGCUUCUGGAGAUGCUGGACGCUCAUAUCAUGCACAGCUCACGUGUGUCUCACUCCGGCCCUCAAGCAGCUCCUGCUCCCAAAGAGAGCGUCCAGGAGGCCUUCGCCUGCACUUCUCAGCAAGGCGGGACCUUAGGACCCUAAACUAUUUCUGCGCUGAAGAAUGAUCUAUAGUUUCGGGAGAAUGGACAACAAAACUAGCCACACAAGAGUGGAAUAGGAUUUCUCAAGAUGA